UGGCCAAUUUCACGCUCGCUUGGCACACACACUCGCAGUGGUUCCUUCCACCGCGAAAAGGUCUUCUCCCAGUCGGCAAGGAGACGUCGGUGCGCGAACAAGAUGCAACCUCUCGCUACCGCCACUUUGGCAGUGGCGUUGCUUUUGUUGCAACAGCUUGGGGUGGAUUCGCGAGUGGAUGGCUACAGGAACAAAGCUCAGCCGCUACCACCUGGUUACAAGCAUAGCGCGUUCAGACUGAUUGUUCCUGAGGCUGGUCUAGCCCCCCUAACCUGGCAUGCAGCCCUUAAAAACACAGCUUUCCAGAGCUUAAGAAGAAAAAUUCUUAGUUUCGCAGAUAGCAGUCGGGCUGAACAAAUUCUGUGGGAGCAACUGGCAGCAGCUCCCAUUUACCCUGCGCACCUGAAGCAACCUGAGCGCGAAGACGCAGACCUGUCUAUUUUGGCAAAGGGAGUUUUAGUGCGAGAAGGGGGUCAACUGCUUUUCGCACCUGACGACAUUCUUCUCUACCCCUCUGCCACCCCGCGCAAAGUUUCUGCGAUUUGGAGUGUUAUCAGGGUGCGGCAUAGUGGUCCAGGCCUCAAGGCACCAAAAAUUGAAUAUUACUUCACUGUGACGCCAGCAUCCCAUCUCACCAUGUUACACUACUUGCAGCAGCAAGUGAAAGGGUAUCAGAAGAGCCCAUACGAUGGACCCUUUUUUGAUUACAGACCUGGACACUUUUACCACCCAUUGUUCAUCAACUCAUACAGACAAUCAGUGCAAAGUUUCAUUGGCAAACACCCUGAAGAGGAGCUUAUCAAUUCCGCUCAAGAGGCUCGUAAUGAGCCAGUUAUUUUCAAACAAGAGCCGAUCUACAUAAUCCCGUCACCAAGACUCAUUCCUCAAGGGCAAGAAAAAUCGGGCGGAACUGGAAGCUCCACUAGCAAAAAAGAAUCAAAAACUUUCAGGAUCAUCGUGCAGAAACAGAGAGUCAACGAGGAAAAUAAGAAUGAAGCUGAGACUGUGGAGGAGGAAGAGGAGGAGGAGGAGGAAGAUAUGGAAACCACGACUAAAAUCAGUUCAAAGUAUAGGGACACCAGCAAAGAGUCUCAGUAAUUGUUGUAUAUUUUGUUCAAUAAAGUUUGUUAAAGCGCAAGAACUCAAGUGAAAUCUGUACUCACCAUCUGAGUACUUGAAGGUUGGUUCUGGUUUCUCAGGGAUGAGAGGCUCAAAGGUCUCUGGUACAAUUUUAUGGAUUCUUUCAUGGUAAGCCAAUCGUUGGGCCUUGAGAAGGACCUCUUUGAUGAAUUUGGGGCGAGGAUGCUCUGGGUCCAACUGCAAGCAUGACUCCCAGUCCUCCCAACUCCAGCGGAAUUGGAAAUUGCUCAAGUGAUACGAGAACCAGUUCACAAGCCUG
This is a messenger RNA of Cloeon dipterum, 1399 nucleotides long. RefSeq lists its product as uncharacterized. The transcript is spliced from 4 exons. Lineage: Eukaryota; Metazoa; Arthropoda; Insecta; Ephemeroptera; Baetidae. Bases 103 to 1098 code for a protein of 331 amino acids. The record is from RefSeq and is a predicted model, not a curated record.